AUGGUUCAAAUCAAGGCAGCUGCUCUAGCUGUCCUUUUUGCAGGCCAAGUGCUUGCCGGGCCCGUCGAAUCCCGACAGGCCUCUGUGAGCAUUGAUACCAAAUUCAAGGCCCACGGAAAGAAAUACCUUGGAAAUAUCGGUGAUCAGUACUCCUUCAACAAGAACGCAAAGACCCCGGCAAUUAUCAAGGCCGACUUCGGUCAAUUGACUCCGGAGAACAGUAUGAAGUGGGAUGCUACUGAGCCAAGCUCGGGCCAGUUCUCUUUCACAGGGUCGGACUAUCUGGUCGACUUUGCUCAGUCAAAUGGGAAGCUGAUCCGCGGCCAUACUCUCGUGUGGCACUCUCAGCUCCCAUCCUGGGUCUCUUCCAUCUCAGACAAAACAACUUUGACAAAUGUCCUGAAAAACCACAUUACCACGCUGAUGAACCGUUACAAGGGUAAAAUCUACGCCUGGGACGUUGUGAAUGAAAUCUUCAACGAAGAUGGUUCCCUACGUAGCAGUGUCUUCUACAAUGUUCUCGGCGAGGACUUUGUGCGGAUCGCUUUCGAAACAGCUCGUGCUGCAGACCCAAAUGCAAAGCUCUACAUCAAUGACUACAACCUGGAUUCCGCCUCUUAUUCCAAGGUGACCGGUAUGGUCAGCCAUGUCAAGAAGUGGAUUGCUGCCGGUAUCCCAAUCGACGGAAUCGCUCUUAAUGCUCUAGCCGGUGCAGGAACAGAGGAGAUUGCUGUUACUGAGCUUGAUAUUGCUGGAGCCAGCUCUACCGACUAUGUAAACGUUGUCAAUGCUUGUCUGAACCAGUCAAAGUGUGUCGGAAUCACAGUGUGGGGAGUUGCUGACCCGGAUUCGUGGCGCUCCAGCUCCAGCCCUCUGCUCUUCGACGCAAAUUAUAGCCCCAAGGAUGCAUAUUAUGCCAUCGCCAAUGCUCUCUAG
Messenger RNA from Penicillium atrosanguineum, 936 nucleotides. Its product is annotated as endo-1,4-beta-xylanase. Lineage: Eukaryota; Fungi; Ascomycota; Eurotiomycetes; Eurotiales; Aspergillaceae. Gene Ontology annotation, biological process: carbohydrate metabolic process. Gene Ontology annotation, molecular function: hydrolase activity, hydrolyzing O-glycosyl compounds. The coding region runs from base 1 to 936 and encodes 311 amino acids. The record is from RefSeq and is a predicted model, not a curated record. The transcript is spliced from 9 exons.